AUGUCCUUGGAGGGGCCGGGGAGGCUGCUGGGGCAGGAUGGAACACGGGGAGCCCCCACAUUCCCUCCGGGGAGACCCCAGCGAGUCCUUAGCAGCCAGCAGGCACAACAGACCAUGGCGCUGCCACCGCUGCGGCUCACACCACGCAGCCCCCGGGCCCCGCCAGCGCCCCGGCUGCUUCAGCCUUUUGUGCUCCCUGAAACCUUCUACCCCCAAGGCUCAGCCAACCUGUGCCAACUGCCCGGGCAGGAGCAGCCCGUCCCCGCAGCCUGGGCACCCCCAGCGCAGGGAGCACCCCAGGUCCCACCACCAGGUCUGCAGAGGGCUCCAUGCGGCUGCUUCUUCGACCCCCGCAUCUUCCACAUCCAGUGGACAACCACCAACCUGCCCCCACCGGCCACCGCCACGCUCGGCCACGGUGCUGCGUCUCUGCCGGGUGCUGCCCUGUGGGACCCCGGGACCCUCCAGGGCCAACUGCAACACCUUGCACCCUACAACCAUCAGGGGACAGCGGUGGCCACACCCCCCCAGGUGCUGCCAUGCAUCCCCAGCUGCCAGCUCAUCAACAUCUCCAGCACAGCCACCCCCGCAGGGACAUCCCCGGGCAGCAGCGUCCCCACCAGCCCCUCUGCUGCGCCCCACAGCCAAGCCCUUGGGGACCCGGCCGGCGACCUUGCGGUGUCCGAGGAGGUGCUGCUCGAGGAGGCCCUAAGGCUCUUUGGCUGCUCCCUGAACGCGGUGGGAGUCAGCCAGGAUGGUCCCGGCAGCAGCCCCAUGCCCGAGGACCCUGGUGACACCGGCGCAGCCAUUCCCCACUGCGACUUCGCCUCGCUCUUGCUGCCCGAGGAGCUGCUCAGCCCCGACUACAGCAUCCCCGAGACGGCCGAUGCCAUCCUGAGCCUUGAAGAACUCCUCGCCAUCGGGAUGGAGCCCCAGGACCUGCAGGAAGAGGUGGACAGGGACCCGCCACCGUCCCCACCUGCCGCGUCAGAGAAGCAGGGGAAGCAGCGGGGGAAGAGCACCCUGCCAAAGCCCCCCAGAUGA
Messenger RNA from Nipponia nippon (crested ibis), 1044 nucleotides. Lineage: Eukaryota; Metazoa; Chordata; Aves; Pelecaniformes; Threskiornithidae. The record is from RefSeq and is a predicted model, not a curated record.